AGAGAAAACCAGCAGGCAUGCAUUAGAGUAAGUCAGAGUGGGAGUGAGAGGACCAGACAGCAGGGUGGAGAGAGAGGGUGAGUGUAUGUGUUGCCAGAGAGAGACGGAGAGAGAGAGAGAGAGGAUAGCAAGGCAGCUAGAGAGCUCGAGGGAGACGAUAGAGUGGGAGUGAUAGCGAGAGCUAGAUAAUGGAGGUGCAGUCUGAGUGCGUAGAGCCUCCUGUGGCCCCUCAGUGUGACCCCCAGCCCACUGGGAAGAUCAACAAAGCUGCCUUCAAACUCUUCGGAAAGCGACGCACCGGCUCCGGAAUGGCCAGCUUCUUCUCUUUCAGGAACAAAGGGGCCACAAACAGCGGGAGCAACGGGAAUUCUGACAAUGGGAAUUCUUUGAAUGGGAAUGGCUCGGCGGCGGAGCUCGUUAGGAGUAAAACCCACGAUGGACUAAUAGGCUCAAACAACGACACUGAUGGACAGAGAGGGGACGGACUCGCCAGCUUGGAGGUAGGACCGGUGAGGUCUCUCAGCAAAUCGCUGAGUUUCUUCUCUCUACUCCGACGUGGGAGUUUUAGGUCGAGUGAAAAUGGGGGGUCGGGACUUGUUAGAAGAGGGAGGGGCCUAAAGGGCUUCUUUAGCAGCAUGCGAUGGAGACGAAAGGAAAAAACUAACGAGGGAGAUGGGGUAGAGGUGGAAGGUCACAAGGAGAAGGAUGGGGAUAGUACCGACUCUGAGAAGGUAAAGGAUAUUACUCUCACCCUUGAACCACCUCCGCAUCAUCACCAAGAGGAUUGUGGGAAUGCAGAGGCAGAGCCUAACCUCCAAGCAACAGAGACUCCCAUUACUACUGUUACCAUGACACCACCACACUGUGUUGCCAUGACAGGGCCAUCUGUUGAACCAGACUCCCCCGUUCCUUACACACCCACUGACUCGCCGCUGCGGCCGACCAUUCAAAAAGCCAAAGCCUCAAUUUCCAGCCUCACCCCCUCCCUUGCUUCGCCCCCCUUGGACCGCUGCAGCACGGGUGACCCACCCUCGGAACCAUCGGUGGACAGACUCUGCUCUCUUCUCUUCAAUGACGUCACAUCCCUAAAGAGCUUUGAUUCACUGACAGGCUGUGGGGACAUUACUGCCGAUGCAGACGAUGAGGGUCCGGCGGGUAAUGGGGGCAGUGGCACGAGCAGCAGCAGUAGUGGCGGAGGAGGGGGGCCUGUGGGAGCAAGUGUUGGGAGAGCUGUUGGUAUCGCUAGUGCCACAUCCCGUGGAUCCCCGUCCAAACCGCCUCUACCUUCCCAGCUGAGCCAGCCCAUCUUCUCUGUUUCCUUAAGCUCAGGGCAUGCCUCCCUCCCAGCCAGGGCUCGGGCUCCACCUCCACCACAGCAGCACCCAGCUGGUAGUGGUGUGGUGGCUUACAUGGGUGGAGGGGAAGAAAUGGCAAGUCCAGAAGGAGUGGACGAUGCAGACAUGCAAGGGCUCUGGCACAUGCUGCCCUCCACGGGGGACAACUCUCCGGCUUUGCCCAGAUUGCACCAACCUCCCUCCACCACCCCUACUUCCACGUAUCCCCCUCGCUCCAACCCCUCAAGCAGCCACCUUUCUCUAGCCUCCAGGAUUUCGGAACGGAAGGUACCCCAGGUGAAGGCACUGGGGCUCAGCAAAAUUCCAGUAGUCGGUGGAGCUGCAGUUCGGGCAGCUAAAAGCUCCCUCCCUCACACACAUGGCCGCCAUCCAACAUCACCUGGGGAGAAAGAGCCACUCAGUGAUGAGGGCUACUGGGACACACCCUCAGCAACACCCACAGCGACGCCUGAUGAGAGCAGGCUGCAGCGUAACCAGAGGAUGGCCCUAUCACGCGACAGCUACUCUGGAGACCAACUGUAUGACCUUUACAAUGACCCUGAAGAGCAUGAAGAUGAUGAAGAACAGGAGGGAGAUGACGAUCUAAACAGUACCCCUUCUCCAUCUACUGAGUACAAACUGAGCCCCUCAUCCCAGACAUCUCCUCCUUCCUCCUCCUCCUCUUCUUCAUUUCGAUCGAUGAAAGGCAGCGCCAGCCUUCCACGGGACUCCAAAAUCCCAGUAAGCAACAAACAGUCAUCACCGCCCCACUCUGUGAGCCAGUCAGCCCUGUCGUCCGUUCUGGAGGCUGAAUCCCAACCACCAAAGACCGAAGCGCCUCCCCCAGUACGCACCAGAAUCCCUGUAUCCAAGGUGCCUGUCCGUCGAUCUGGAAACAAACCCGGCAGCAGAGGAACUGCCCACAAGAAGUAGUUUCUGUCAAACUGGUAGUUCUCCCCCACUAAUGUCUGGACUUGAGUUUGUACCUUUCUACAGUGCGGUUUAUGCACAGCCAAAAGUUUUCCCAGACGCAGAAAAAUGUUGAGCUGUGGAGUUAACAGCCUAUAAAUUCCUCUGAAAUCCUAAAAGCACUCACUCCUCAAGUGUUUUGGCUUACGACGACUAGAAUGAGUGGGUUUGUUCACUUGAGAAAGUCACGAGGAGACUCCAAAAAGCUGGGUUCACACUUCAUGGCCCCUCGCAGGAACAUUGGAGGUUGACUCUUGACAAUCCAUGGCCAUGCAAUAGACACCUUUGCCUUGUAACUUCCUGGAAAAGCUCCUGACCUACUGACACUUUGAUUCAGCUCAAGACUGCACACUGCGAUAAAGAGGGAAAAAAAACAGCAGAGCACCUUUUUUAUAUCUCUUGUUUUUCUUAUGGAAUUCCAAAUCGCAUAACUCAAUUUGCUCAGAAGGACCUAAUCUAAAUUAAGUUUUUCUUUUUGUUUUGGGUUUGUCAUCUUGUCUAAUCAGUAACAAAGUACCUCCUAAUCCUCUGAAUUUAGAGCCAAAGUUUGAAAAAACUGUUUUCAUUUCACGUCCUCUAAUAGUCUGGAAUAAACUCAACAACAUCCACAGCCUGGGAUGACCCACAUUUUUUUGUUUCGCUGUUGUAUGUGUAUUUUACUUUUAGCUCUUCUUGUGACUGUGCAUAUUUCUAAAUGAAUUCUGAGAUCUGAACUGGUUGUAAAACUUUGCAGCUACAAAUACAGGAAAGCUUCUCUGCAGAAGGCUCCAGUUUGUUGACUGGUAAAUAAUUUUAUUUUGGAAGUUUGGAUUCAGCCUGUGACAUUUGGAUCUGCAUCACUACAUCACUGGAAGUACAUCCAUCCAUCAACCUCGGGGAUUUACAAGUGUUAAGCUACAGAUGGAAACCUGGAAAACUAUCGCAAUAUUUAUACCUGGAGGGAUCGCUUGCACUGACAUAACACACGGACACACACACAACAAAUUGUGUAAAAACCUUUUUUCUCCAUCUCUGCAUGCAGUGCCACACACACGCACCCGGCACAAAGGUCAGGAACAUCAUCUAACACUGAAGGAUCUAAGACACACACUGUUCAGCCUUUGGUACUUUCUUCGUAGCUACACUGGAUGACUUUCUUCUCGAAAGACACAUGCACUAACAACUAUUUUUUUCUAGUUAGUACUUUCUCCUUCACUGGAUUUCAUACUGUUUUGUAAGCCCUGUUUUCCUAGGUCACAUUGCACAGAUCUUAAACUGUGAUUGCACCAGCUUCUCUAUACUCUGCUCUCUAUCCGUAAAAUCUGGGGACUGAUGCUAACUCAGAGCAGAGUCCUUCACCCCCAUUUCCGGGCUUUUGUACUUGUCGUACAACCUCAUUCUAGGAACCGCUAGCUGCGUGUGAAUCUGAAUGUAGCUUGACAUCAUUGUAGAUCAUUGGUCAGCAUAUAUUUUCCCCUGUGUUGGUGUGUUUUCCUCUUUGUCCCUCUUUUUGUGGGGGCAAGACAAUGGGCGGAGUCCACUGUUUUCUAAGUCCCCCAGUGUUUUGUAAAACGGAGACAAGCUACUGCACAGUGUGUGCACUUGUAUUACGAAUGAGUAGUGUGUGUUGCAGUCCUAAAGGGCCUUUGUCAGUGACUCAGUGAGGCAAGUUACUGGGGGCAGAGUGUUCUCCACCCUUUAGAUGAAAGAGAGGGGUUCUCAUUGGAAAAGGCAAGUUUUCUCUAAUCCGAGCCACAAGGGGUUCCAAUGACAUUUGAGGGACGUUCUAGUUCAUGAUAGCUUUCCAUCUGGUUUAGGAGCCGAUGAUUGAUCCACAACGCUGCUCCAGGUUCAGGUAUCUUUUCAGCCUCCUGAUGGUGUAGCAUAGAACAGGCCCUGGAGUAACCUGAUCCCAGGUCUGCGGCGAGAGUAUUUCUCACCCAGAGGAAAGGGCAGAGUAAAGGUCACUUGGAGAGCCGAGGAUGAUCACGUCCGUUCAUGUCUUUUUGAAUUUACGGUAGCAUGCAAUCAAUUUCAUUCAUCCUCCCUCUGAGUUGAGGAAGGGAUUGAAAGAAAUCAGGUGGAAAAAUGGGUGGAGUAAUGUACAGGGUGGGCAAAAAUAUAAACCAUCACGCCUGGUAAAAAAUGUGUGAUACUUUUGGUUUGCUGACGAAAACAGUUCGCUGAGUGGUACAAAAAUCACAAUUAUAACUCCCUGUGAAUGGGAAACCACACAAUCAAAUGGUUGAACUAGACAAGAAUUUAUCAUGACAUUUUAUAUAUUUAACAGGUUUUGUUCAAAUCCUUGGUUAAUGAAUUUGUUGACUGUGAUCUGUUGCGCCGCUGCACAGGGAUGACACCAAGCAUGGAGGCCAGCAUAUUGCCAUGUGGCUCAGCUCCCUCUGUUUUUGUUUUCUCUCCUUCCUCUCCUACACACUGAGCCUCCAUGUGAUCACUGCAUUGAAAACAUAGUUAUGUUUUUUAUUUGUUAUCUUUAUUUAACCAUCUGUUCACAGUGUGAAAUCCUUUCACUUUUCUUAUUUAAUGAAUAAAACUGUGUUUGCGCUGACAAA
Messenger RNA from Hippoglossus stenolepis (Pacific halibut), 4855 nucleotides. It is a transcript of the gene amer2, whose product is annotated as APC membrane recruitment protein 2. The transcript has a single exon. The coding region runs from base 189 to 2267 and encodes 692 amino acids. Gene Ontology annotation, cellular component: plasma membrane. Gene Ontology annotation, molecular function: phosphatidylinositol-4,5-bisphosphate binding; beta-catenin binding. The record is from RefSeq and is a predicted model, not a curated record. Lineage: Eukaryota; Metazoa; Chordata; Actinopteri; Pleuronectiformes; Pleuronectidae. Gene Ontology annotation, biological process: regulation of canonical Wnt signaling pathway.